GAAUCCCACUAAAAAGGCCUUCCCCGCAUCACUGCCGAUACCCGGGCAUUCGUCCAUCUCUUAAAAGAGGGCACAUGACCACCUCACCACUGAUACAUACCACCUUCCACGGUCAAGCACCCCCGCCAGUCGAGCAGUAACCCCUCCACAACCAUGGCGACAGCAUCAACAACAGAAACCCCCAACCUCGUCCGUGUCAACCACCACGAUGCUAAAACCUUUGCGGCCGCCCUUUUAACGGCCUCCGGCGUGUCCGCCAAAAACGCCGAAAUCACCGCCUCUGGGCUCGUCCAAGCUGACCUGCGCGGCGUUGAAAGCCACGGCAUCCUGCGAUUGCCAUCCUACCUCUCACGCGUGCGUGGCGGGGUUUUGGACCCAGCCGCCGAGCCGGAACUAAAGCAGAUCACGCCCGUAGUCGCCCAAAUAGACGCGAGGAACGGAUUCGGCUUCCCCGCCGCGCACCUGGGCAUGGACACCGCCAUCAAAAUGGCGGGCGUCUAUGGCAUUGGAUUGGUAAGCGUCAAGCAUAGCAAUCACUUUGGCAUGUCCGCUUGGAUUGUCAAGCAAGCGGUGGAAGCGGACAUGAUGAGUCUGGUUUUUACCAAUUCGUCGCCUGCGCUGCCCGUGUGGGGUUCCAAGGAGAAGAUGAUGGGUGUAAGCCCCAUCGCCUGUGGAGCGCCGGGUGGGAAAGGCGAGGGGUCGAAGCCGUUCAUCUUGGAUAUGGCCCCGUCGGUCGCAGCGAGGGGCAAGAUUUAUAAGGCGUUGAGGAGGGGAGAGAAGAUACCGACUGAUUGGGCUUUGGAUGGGGAGGGCAAGCAGACCGAUGAUCCGGCCAAGGCGCUGGAAGGCGUGAUGCUGCCUAUGGGUGGGCCGAAGGGGUCGGCGCUGGCUAUCAUGAUGGAUGUCUUCUCCGGCGUGCUUUCGGGUUCUGCGUUUGCUGGAGGCGUCACGGGGCCGUAUGAUAUGUCCAAGCCGGGGGACGUUGGCCACUUCUUCGUGGCCAUCAAACCUGACUUGUUCAUGAGCCUGGACGAGUUCAGGGAACGCAUGGAUGUCCUAUACCAGAAAGCGGUGAACUCGGAGAAGAUGCAUGGCGUCGACAGAAUUUACUUCCCGGGCGAGAUUGAGCAGCUGAACGAGGAGCAGAGAUUGAAAGACGGCAUACCAUAUGCCAAGGCAGAGAUUGAUGCUCUGAAUGCAGAGGCUGAAAAGCUAGGCUUGGGCAAGAUCCCAUUGAUAGAGUAGAGCUUCAUA
Neurospora hispaniola is the source of this 1254-nucleotide messenger RNA. RefSeq names its product Malate/L-lactate dehydrogenase. The record is from RefSeq and is a predicted model, not a curated record. The transcript has a single exon. Gene Ontology annotation, molecular function: oxidoreductase activity. NCBI's taxonomy places the organism in Eukaryota, Fungi, Ascomycota, Sordariomycetes, Sordariales, Sordariaceae. Bases 154 to 1245 code for a protein of 363 amino acids.